This is a messenger RNA of Columba livia (rock pigeon), 3258 nucleotides long. RefSeq names its product katanin p60 ATPase-containing subunit A-like 2. Lineage: Eukaryota; Metazoa; Chordata; Aves; Columbiformes; Columbidae. Gene Ontology annotation, molecular function: protein binding; ATP binding; ATP hydrolysis activity. The record is from RefSeq and is a predicted model, not a curated record.
AUGGCAAAUGUUGUCCCAAUCUACAAGAAGGGCAACAGGGAUAACCCUGUCAACUACAGGCCUGUCAGCCUCACUUCUACGCCUGGCAAUAUUAUGGAGAAUACUAUUCUGGGAGUUAUUGAAAAAUGUCUGAAUGACAACGUGGUCAUUGAUGACCCUUCUGUUGUAGGACUGCUGAUGGUUGAUGAUCAGCAGGUGCCAGCUGCUACUAUGACAGUGAAUCGCCGGCAAUAUCGCACUGAUCGAGACUCUUUGAUUCCUAUCCAGAAGUUGAUCUGUCAAUUGGAAAGCCAGGGUGUGAUCAGCAGUGGGAUUGAGUGCACCCUCAGCAAGUUUGUGGAUGACACCAAACUGAGUGGUGCCUUUGAUAUGUCUGAGGGGCAAGAUGCCAUCCAGAGGGACCUGGACAAGCUUGAGAAUUGGGCCCGUGCGAACCUCAUGAGGUUCAACAAGGCCAAGUGCAAGGUCCUGCACCUGGAUCAGGGAAACUCCCGGUAUCAAUAUAGGCUGGGGGAUAAAGGUAUUGAGAGCAACCCUGUGGAAAAAGACUUGGGGGAUGAUAUGUGAACAGAGGCUCGUCGAAAAAAUCUGCUCAUUCUAAUUUUGAAUUAUUUAAUGAAUGAAGGGUAUUUUGAUGCUGCAAAUGCCUUGGAACAGGAGACAAAAUUAAGUUUACGUGGCUUUGAAGUUUGUGACAACAUUGAUCUUGAGACAAUUUUGAUGGAAUAUGAAAGCUAUUACUUUGUAAAAUUUCAAAAGUAUCCUAAAAUUACCAAAAAGGUCCUGGACACUGUGGAAAAUAAACAACAGCUGAGAACUAGAGGAAGACCAAGAAGGGCAGCAAACUCUUCUCAGAAUCUUCCAAGGCUUAAACAUCAGACAGUGCAACGACCAUUGUCAAAAACUUCACUUGGGACUACAACAGAAUUUAAAUCAUCCACCAAGGAGAGCCUCAAACAGAAUAACAACAGUGCGGUUACUCUGGAGCAAUCUGACUUUGGCUUAAGCAUCUCGGCAAUCAACAAAUUUGGAGGAGACAGUGUUCACCCAAGAAGGGGCCAAGUAAUCGACUACCAUGGGAUAGUUCAGGAUGCUCUCAAAGUAUCAUCAAAUGGAAUAGCCUUGAACAGCCUUAAUUGUGAUCCAGAUCCAUCAAAUAGAAUCUUGAAAGUGCUCAGUGCUUCUCUGGGUCAGAGUGGUACUGAUUUGGGUGUGGAGUGGAGCCAAGACAUUUAUCUCCAUAAUCCAAAUGUGAAGUGGGAUGACAUUAUUGGACUGGUUGCAGCUAAAAGGCUGGUCAAGGAAGCAGUUGUUUAUCCCAUAAGGUACCCCCAGCUGUUUACAGGAAUUCUAUCUCCUUGGAAAGGAUUAUUACUCUAUGGACCACCAGGUACUGGAAAAACUUUGCUGGCUAAGGCUAUUGACACAGAAUGCAAUACAAUGUUUUUCAACAUAUCAGCAUCCACCAUUGUCAGCAAUGAUUCAGAAAAACUUGUCCGGGGCAAUUUCAAGAGAGCACAACGCCACUACCUUCUGGACCUGACUCCUGACAGCUAUGAGAAUGACCCUUCUGUUGUAGGACUGCUGACGGUUGACGAUCAGCAGGUGCCAGUUACUACCAUGACAGUGCAUCGCCGGCAAUAUCGCACCAAUCGAGACUCUUUGAUUCCCAUCCAGAAGUUGAUUUGUCAACUGGAAAGCCAGGGUGUGAUUAGAAAACAUCAAAGGUGGAAAGCUGCUGUGUGGAGUCCCACGCGACAAAUUACAGAAGCCACUGAAGGACAAGGUGAAUCUAGUCAAUUUGCAGAAGUGAAAGCCAUCCAGCUGGCUUUGGACAUUGCUGAACGAGAGAAGUGGCUAGGGAUCAACCAGUCGAGCGGGCCUGCCCAAUCAGAAAUUCUACAGACUGUAGAAGGAGAUAAAGUCCCUGUAGUACACAUGAAAAAUAUGUUAGGAAAGGCAGUCUGGGUUACUCCUGCCUCAGGCAAAGGCAAGCCCAUUCGCGGGAUUGUUUUUGCCCCGGGAUCUGGCAGCACCAGUGGUGAACACGAAGGAAGUUGGUGGAUGAAAACAGAAUUACUGGUGCAGAUGGAUGGCUUGGCCCAAUCUGAUGAUCUUGUAUUUGUUUUAGCAGCUUCCAAUCUGCCAUGGGAGUUAGAUUCUGCCAUGCUGCGGAGGUUGGAGAAAAGGAUUUUGGUCGAUCUCCCAAGUAAAGAGGCAAAACGGGUGAUGAUCUAGCACUGCAACAACGGAGGAGUGGAGCUAAGAAUGGACCUGGACUACAGCUUGCUGGGCCAGGAAAUGGAUGGGUACUCCAGCUCCAACAUAAAACUCGUGUGCAAGGAAGCGGCUAUGAGACCAGUGAGGAAAAUUUUGAAUGCUCUUGAAAAUCAUCAGCCAGGUAACAGUAACUUACCUGUGAUCCAAUUAGACACGAUCACAACAGCAGGCUUCCUUGAUAUGAUCGCCCACACCAAGCUAUCAGUAAAAAACUUCAGCCAGAAGUACAAGGCUUGGCAAAGAGAAUUCGAGUCAGUUUGAAAAAAAAAAAAAAAAAAGAUUAAAAACUUCCAAGACUUUCACUACUCAAAAUGGCAUUGCCUCGUCUCCAGAGCAUCAAACGGUGAAGGAGAAGGAAGUGCCGUUGUUUCCAGAAAAGAAAAUGUCAGGGGAAAAUCUAUCUUUACUUUGAAAAUUUAAGGCAGGUGGGGAGUGGUGCUUUGUUUUUUCUUUGCCAUUUUCAAAAAAACAUUCUUCAUGGAAAUAAUGUGUCCUGGUUUUGCUAAAAAACAAGUUUCUCUUUUAGUGAAUUUUGCCUGUCAGCUAAAGCCUUCAUAUUAGCUGCAUUUUCCUGGAGAACCAGACACAUGUUUUGGUAAACAUAGCAAUGGAAUGCAAACAUUGAUAAGCACAGAUGGACAUCUCGCGAGAGGGGCAACGAGAAACAGGUGACCAAGAAACUGACCAACUGUGUAUAACAUUCCAUUCACAUGAAUACUUCAUAUAAAAGUGGGAGAUCAUGAGGAUCUUGUCCGUUCUACUUAUGGCCGACAUUAGGAGAGGACCUUGCUAGUCGUCCCUGCAAACUGAGGCCUAGUGACAGACUGAAUCCAGCUCCGGUUGGCUGCAGAGUCCAAUCCAGGACUUUGGUUGCCGGCUCUGCAGUUGCUGAGACUUUCAAGAUUGGUUUUGUAUAUUUUGUAUUAUUUUCUCUAUUCUUAUUAGUAGCAUUAGUAAAACAUUUUUAAUUUUUUCCAA